Molecule: messenger RNA, 978 nt
Organism: Echinococcus granulosus
Lineage: Eukaryota; Metazoa; Platyhelminthes; Cestoda; Cyclophyllidea; Taeniidae
Exons: 4
Coding region: 1-978 (325 amino acids)
Source: RefSeq, a predicted model, not a curated record
AUGCGUCUCUGCUCCACGAAUGAUGGAACAUGCUACACACUCCAGGUGGCGCAACAGGCCUGUACGGUUGCACCGGGACUCCUUCUCAGUAGACGUCGAGUUGACUGCGUGAUCGUCAGUGUAUCGCCUCCCCCGCAGACAAGACAGCCAAAACUAUUCUCACCCGAUGUUGAUUAUAUCUACGCAAGUAGGCACUGUUCCAGUCCUCAAAAGUCCAAUCAGCGCAAGAUUCCUUCCUUCCACAUGUCCACUGCCUUGCGCAGGGCCAAGUGCCAGGCGAGUCCUUCAAAUUUCCAAGGUCACACACUGUUUCAUAAAGCGUCGAAACUUGACGCCACGGUCGCUAAGCUCGUCUACGCCUCACCUCCUGCAUCUCCAUGGUCCACUCCUCUCCUUCCUUCGUGGUGGCUCAUCCUAAUUGCAAGGAACCACGCAGCACGACCGAAGACGGCGCAAUCAAUUGGCCUCCAAAGAGGAACGUCACCAACUAGUCACUCUACGUGGCGCAGAUCAGGUGGACAGUCGCCAAUGUCCACUCCACUGCAAAGAGAACUCGUUCGGCAUGCAUUCACACCGGACACCGUACCAAAGGCUGCGCGGCGUUCUGCAGUGCACGUAAACACCACGCCCAUCACUCUCCUGGUGGCAGGAAGGAUGCCUACAAGCAGGGGGAGGGAAAUAGACAUCGUCUUCUCCGACUGUUAUGCAAAUUUCUGUGGCCCGAGAGCCGAGGUGGAACGCCGUCUUACCUCUUCGCCGAUGAGUCACCGCACACUCAGCCAUAUGCAGUGGCUGGCUGGUAUCCGAAUCACAGGAUCUGUCGCCUUCUUUCUCCCCGAUUGGACUCGCCUACCCCCACCACCACCGCCACCACCACCAACAAUGAGCACUCAGGGACGCUCUUGCAGUCGUAAUGCGAAGCGUCAUCUUCGAAGGUCAGUCUACCAUUGUACUACGGAACACCUGCAAACCCUGUGA